Molecule: messenger RNA, 1006 nt
Organism: Suillus discolor
Lineage: Eukaryota; Fungi; Basidiomycota; Agaricomycetes; Boletales; Suillaceae
Exons: 6
Source: RefSeq, a predicted model, not a curated record
GACUUCAUCUUCCCUUCGAUGGGUGCCAAUGGCAUCAUGCAGCCUGGACAGCCUCUCUCCCAUGACACUGUGCAAAAGUGGAUUGACGAGGCAACGACAGGUGCUGGCAUCCUAGGCUGUGCCCAGUAUUGGUUUAUGUUCGCACCGGUUGGUCAGCGGUGGUCACUUGCCAUGGUUCGAUGGUGGGGAGGAUGGGCUGAUUGUGAACAGACCGACUACAGUGAUGCCCUCGCUCCUUUCUCCCGCGAAGCUGAAUCCUCCCUUGCAGGCGAAGCAGGCACUCAUGAGGGCCAGCAUCCACUGAGGAGCUGCGCCAUGGUUCAUGCAUCCGUGACCGCAGAUAUGCAGUCAAACGACUCGCUUCGGUCACUCACCAGCAUGGUCCAGGCCACUUCAAGUUGCCUGAAGGCUGCCUGGACACCUACCUCCAACACAGCUCGAAGAAGAUCCCCGCUUCACCCUUCUCCGAGUCCUCCGCAUCUGGCAGUGCAGAAGAGCCAUGGCCACGCACACAUCACUCCAACUACUCGACCACUGCCAUCUGCUGCUGCGCACACAGCCUCGACUCAACAACUUCCAAGCAACGGUCUUGUCAUUCCACGGCUGCCACUCGUCCGUUCGAACGGGUUGAAGACUCCGAAGGCCGAGUCCUGGAGGGACAUCAUCACGCACUGGCUCGUCGGUGACCCCGACAGAGGGUUGAAGACGCCACUCAAGGACUGGCCGCAGGAGUGGUACCAAGGCCCGAACCGGAAGCUCGCAAUGCAGUACCAGAACAGGGCCGUUGUUGCGCGCGAGUUCAUCAACCAUUACCAGUCAACGAAGCCCUCUUCCUUGCAGCCUACCCAGAAGCCGAGCGGGGACACACCCCACUGCUUGCAGCCGUCAACAAGGCACGGGCUGCACGAGGAGAGCGUGUCCGUCGCAAAAUGACACGAGGACUCUCACUUCGGAACCAUACCACUACUGCCGCCCACUCGAACGCUCGUAACUUGUAAGUACUAUA